UAUGUAUUUAUAAUAUAAUUGUUGGUGUUCAGGUGUCAGUGUACUUCCCGGAGCUGCCGCCGCUGCUGGAGAUAGAGAGGAACAUCAGUCUGUCACUACUCAACUCUCACCUGGGCAACAGCAUACCAGUACCACUGCUUCCCUCUCAGGUGGAGGUGGGACCCAUGCACUGUGUCCCUGGCCAGCCUCUCCCUGAGGAUUUGUCGUCGUGGCUUGACGGUGGUGGUGUUGGAGGAGGUGUUAUAUACUUCAGUCUGGGUUCGGUCGCCAAGGGUGUGACGAUGCCUGACAAGUACCUUAGACUCUUCAUUGAGACCUUCAGCAGACUGAAGUACCGUGUUAUAUGGAAGUACGAGUCCAAGAUAGAGGGAAUCUCCAACAAUGUAUUUAUUAAGGACUGGCUGCCACAACAGGAUAUUCUGGGUCGACUCCAAGGUGUUAAGGGUGUUGAGGAUGCUUUGCACGUCCUGGCUCUUGGGCACAGUGGCCAAGAUAUCAUCGACGUAGCGCAACCUGGGAACAGUCGCGGAUGGUUGCAGUAUGCGAAUUGA
Messenger RNA from Cherax quadricarinatus, 551 nucleotides. The record is from RefSeq and is a predicted model, not a curated record. NCBI's taxonomy places the organism in Eukaryota, Metazoa, Arthropoda, Malacostraca, Decapoda, Parastacidae.